Molecule: messenger RNA, 1382 nt
Organism: Gymnodraco acuticeps
Lineage: Eukaryota; Metazoa; Chordata; Actinopteri; Perciformes; Bathydraconidae
Product: mucin-2-like
Exons: 8
Coding region: 1-1320 (439 amino acids)
Source: RefSeq, a predicted model, not a curated record
AUGGCUUCCACUGAUGAGCUUCAACAUUCCAGCUUGUAUUGCUAUAACAACUCCACCACCAACAAAUCCUCAUAUAACAACUCCACCACCAUCAACUCUUCCUAUAACAACUCUACCACCACCACCUCUUCCUAUAACAACUCCAACACCACCAACUCUUCCUAUAACAACUCUACCACCAACAACUCCAUCACCAACAACUCUUCCUACACUCUUCCUUCAACAACUCCAUCACCAACAACUCUUCCUUCAACAACAACUCCAUCACCAACAACUCCAUCACCAACAACUCUUCCUUCAAUAACUCCAUCACCAACAACUCCAUCACCAACAACUCUUCCUUCAACAACCCCAUUACCAACAACCCUUCUUAGAACAACUCCACCACCAACAACUCUUCCUUCAACAACCCCAUCACCAACAACCCUUCUUAGAACAACUCCAUCACCAACAACCCUUCCUACAACAACUCCAUCACCAACAACUCUUCUUACAACAACUCCAUCACCAACAACUCCAUCACCAACAACUACAUCACCAACAAUUCUUACAACAACAACAACUACAUCACCAACAACUCCUCCUAUUCUCUUUGAAUACAUCAUUGUGGUUGAGUUGAACACCACAGAUCUCACUCUAAUAAAUCAACUGAGUACCAUUCUAAGAAGCAUCCGUUACCCCUUUAUCCUCAACAACACACAAAUCCUUGAUGUAAACAUUUCUACAGUUUGCUCUCCGAGCAGUACUGGUUACCAGUGCAGAUGUGAGGAUCAGUAUCUUUGGUCAUGUGACCAGUGUUUACAGUAUACAUCCUGUGACAACAUCACUGGGGACACAUGUGGAUGCAUCAAUGCCAUUCCUCCUGAUGGACAAUACUGCCAGCCUUCUGGUCAAAACAACAUUCCAGCUUGUAUUGCUAUAACAACUCCACCACCAACAACUCCUUUUAUCACAACUCCAACACCAACAAAUGACUCGCACAUCUACAUGCCCCUGAAAAUAAAUGACCCAAACCCUCAACAUCGCCCGUCAGACUGUCUGCAGGACAUCAGAGCCUGGAUGGCCUUGAACUUUUUAAAAUUCAAUGAAAAAAAGACAGAGGUGAUAAUAUUUGGACCCAGUGGUUGCCCCAAUGCCCCGCCUGUGCUGGAUUCUCUUGUCCCAUAUGUGAAACUCAUUGUCACAAACCUGGAUGUACGGAUUUAUCGCGAUUUCAAACUAGACAAACAGAUCAAUUCUGUGGUAAAAUCCAGCUUCUUUCAGCUAAGACUUUCAGCAAAGCUGGUCCAGAAUGCUGCUGCACGCCUACAUCAGGUGUAAAACACUACAACACAAACAAUGACAACAACAAAAAGUAAAUGCAACGAAACGAUUGCUAUCUG